CCGGGGCCCUGAAGUCAACCAUACUUCUCUUUCCUCUUCCUUCCCUGGGCUGCUUUCUGUUCCUCUGCGUCCUGUCUGUCUUCUUUAUUUUUAGUUUGGUGAACACCGGCCAGGAUGGCGGAGCUGGAGGGUCUGGAGUUUGGUAAAUCGGACUUUGUUCUCCUGGAUGAGGUGACGAUGGAGCAGUUUAUGGAGAAUCUGAAGCUGAGAUUUGAGAAGGGACGCAUCUACACCUACAUUGGAGAAGUAGUGGUCUCUGUAAACCCGUACAGACAGAUGGACAUUUAUGGCAAAGACACCAUUGAAAAAUAUCGGGGCCGGGAGCUGUAUGAAAGCCCUCCUCACCUGUAUGCCAUUUCUGAUGCAGCAUAUAAGGCCAUGAAGAGACGAGCCAAAGACACCUGCAUUGUUAUUUCAGGUGAAAGUGGGGCAGGAAAAACAGAAGCUAGUAAAUACAUCAUGCAGUACAUUGCAGCCAUCACAAACCCAAGCCAGAGGGCUGAGGUUGAGAGUGUGAAGAAUGUGUUGCUGAAGUCCAACUGUGUACUGGAGGCCUUUGGGAAUGCCAAGACAAAUCGUAACGACAACUCCAGCCGCUUCGGCAAGUACAUGGACAUCAACUUCAACUUCAACGGCGAUCCCACCGGAGGACACAUCAACAACUACCUGCUGGAGAAGUCCAGGGUGGUCCAGCAGCAAGACGGGGAGAGGAACUUCCACUCAUUUUACCAGUUACUGCGUGGAGGCUCAGAUGAGUUGCUGGAGUCGUUUCAUCUACAGAACGAUCCUGCCGUUUAUACGUACACCAGAGAGGGAGCUGAAACCGCUACCUCCAACAACGAUCGCUCGAACCACAAAGCUGUGAUGAGUGCCCUGCAUGUGAUUGGCUUCUCAGAGGAGGAGAUUAGAUCUAUUUAUCAGAUCCUAGCCUCAAUUCUUUUAGUGGGUAAUUUGCAGUUUGAGAGUGACCAAGAAAGUGUUCAGAUCAAGGGACAGGAAGCUGUUGAUCACAUAGCUGAGCUGACCGAUACAGACCCGGAGAAAGUCAGUAAGAGCCUGCUGUACCGCACUGUGGCCACAGGAGGUGGUGAAGUCAUAGAGAAGGGACACACAGAGAAGGAGGCGUGCUUUGGACGGGACGCCUUUGCCAAGGCUCUGUAUGAGAGGCUUUUUGGCUGGAUUGUAGGCCGCAUCAACAGUGUCAUAGAAGUAAAAGACUACAACCCAGUGCUUCAUGGGAAAAACACGGUCAUUGGUGUGCUGGACAUCUAUGGCUUUGAGAUCUUUGACAACAACAGUUUUGAACAAUUCUGCAUCAACUACUGCAACGAGAAGCUGCAGCAGCUCUUCAUUGAGCUCAUCCUCAAACAGGAGCAAGGCGAAUACCAGAGAGAGGGCAUCACCUGGCAACACAUUGAUUACUUCAACAACCAGAUCAUCGUGGAUCUUGUGGAGCAGCCACACAAAGGAAUCAUCUCCAUUCUGGAUGAAGCUUGUCUCACAGUUGGUAAAGUCACUGAUACAGUCUGCCUGGACAGUAUGGACACCAAACUGGCCCAGCACCCCCACUACACCUCCCGCAAGCUCAGCCCCACAGACAAAACCAUGGACUUCCAGAAACACUUCCGAAUUCGCCACUAUGCUGGAGAUGUCACAUACUCUGUGGAGGGAUUUUUGGAUAAAAACAAGGACAUGCUUUUCCAAGAUUUCAAGCGCCUCAUGUACAACAGUGCCAACCCAGUCCUGAAGGAGAUGUGGCCAGAUGGUCAGCUGAGCAUCACCGAGGUCACCAAGAGGCCUCUAACUGCAGCCACCCUCUUCAAGAACUCCAUCGUGGCCCUGGUGGAUAAACUAGCCUGCAAGGAGCCGUACUAUGUGCGAUGCAUAAAACCCAACGAGAUGAAGUCUCCUGUGUUGUUUGACGACGCUCGCUGCCAGCACCAGGUGGCCUACCUGGGCCUGUUGGAGAACGUGAUGGUGCGCAGGGCGGGCUUUGCCUACAGGCAGCCAUACAUCCGCUUCCUGCAGCGGUAUAAAAUGACAUGUGAGUACACCUGGCCGAACCACCUGAUGGCGUCAGACAGGGAAGCCGUGGAGGCUAUCGUCACCCAGCAUGGCUUCCAGGACGACGUGGCGUACGGACACACCAAGCUGUUUGUCCGAACACCGCAGUCUCUCUACAAUCUGGAGCAGGAAAGAGCAGCCCUCAUCCCGAUCCUGGUGCUUUUCCUGCAGAAGGUGUGGCGUGGGGCUUUGGCUCGUAUGAGGUGCAGAAGAAUGAGGGCUAUUUACGCCAUUAUGGGCUGCUACAAGCGCUACAAGGUGAAAGCUCAUUUCUGGGAAGUGGAGCGGAGGUUUGCUAAUGUGCGAACCAUGGCCGACUAUGGAAAAAGCGUGCAGUGGCCGAUCCCGCCUGCAGCUCUGUCCCGGUUUCACCAGAUCACAGUCAUGCUGCAUCGUAGGUGGUGGGCGAGGCAGAUCAUCAAGAACAUCCCUCCGUCUGACAUGCUGGAGGUUCGUGCUAAAGUGGCAGCUAUGACUGCCCUGAGUGGAGAGAGGAAAGACUGGGGAGUUAGCCGAGCCUGGGAGAGGGACUACCUCGCUAAUGUGCGAGACAGCCCUCAGACCAGCUCGGGCUUCAUGCGCGUUUCAAAGGAGCUUAGGAACAAAGACGAGUACUCUCAGGUCCUCUUCUCAGGCUUCUGUAGAAAGGUGAAUAGAUUCAACAAAAGCACAGACCGAGGUCUGCUCGUCACAGACAAGUACGUCUACAAAUUAGAGCCAAAGAAACAGAACAAGGUUCUGAAGAGGCUUCCUUUGGACACUUUCACAGGACUCAGUGUGACCAGCGGCGUUGACCAGAUGGUGGUGCUACACACGUCCACUCAGGAUGAUGUCCUGCUGUGUCUGCAGAGAGGGCAGCUGUGCCCAAACCAGGACCGAGUGGGCGAGCUGGUGGGAUCGAUGGUGGACCACUUCACACGGAUAAAAAAGGUCUCGUUUCCUGUGAAGGUUUGCCGCUCUGCCUUGCAGCUCCACAUGCGGGGAAAACCAAAAACCGUCACAGUGGAGUCUAAACCUGGCCAGGCCAAUGCAGAUUUCAAGAAGUCUCGAGAUGGUUUUAUCCUGCUCGUCCCAGCGAACUAAAAUAUAGUCAUCAACAGCAGUUUCAUCUGAGGGAACUGGAUGAGACAGCAUUGAUAUCAGAACUGAUCAGACUGUCAUUGUGCCUCAUUUAUACGACAAAAUCAACAAUGUUAAUCUCUAAAUUGAGAUCAUGCUUUUAAAACCAGCUGUAUAGUAGCAGGAGUGUUUGAAUAUUUCUUGUCAAAGGUUUUACAGUGUUAACAGAGGGCAGAGAUGCUGGGAGAGUCUAUUUUCUUUACUUAGAGUUGCAGAAGAAAGAUUUGCACUGGACAGUCAUUAAACUUCUACGUAUAUUUGUAAGAAAUUUUGAGAAAGUUGUUUUUUAUGUUAGUUAUGAAACUGUUAAGAUUCAUUUUAUUUUGCUGUUGCAACAAAAGACUUUUGGAAAUAUUUCUACAAAAUGAAAUGGAAUGACAUUAUAAAGAAUAUGCACUUUGUAAAUGACAGAUUGUACAUCCCAAUGCAAACAUGCAAUCAAGAUGAAACAUUCAAAGAUAUUUUUGAAUUAUUUUUGUGCCUUUUCUCAUGCUGUUGCAAAACAAGAAGACUGGAAAUUAUUCCGUGUCAGAAGUAAUAAGAAGUGGAAAACAGAAAAGAAGACUGUGGAAGAAAAUAAAUUAUUCAGGAUUUACUGAAGCGAGUUCUCUUUGUGUUAAUUUCUCCCGAUGCUUCACACAUGAACAAACAGCAUGCUGUAACGCUGGCCAGACUAGUCUGCAUUAUU
This is a messenger RNA of Cheilinus undulatus (humphead wrasse), 3871 nucleotides long. It is a transcript of the gene myo1g, whose product is annotated as myosin IG. Gene Ontology annotation, cellular component: plasma membrane; vesicle; microvillus. The transcript is spliced from 22 exons. Lineage: Eukaryota; Metazoa; Chordata; Actinopteri; Labriformes; Labridae. Gene Ontology annotation, molecular function: microfilament motor activity; ATP binding; actin filament binding. The record is from RefSeq and is a predicted model, not a curated record. The coding region runs from base 115 to 3147 and encodes 1010 amino acids. Gene Ontology annotation, biological process: actin filament organization; vesicle transport along actin filament.